AUGGAAUCCGCCAACUUGGAAAUGGGGAUCAUUUUCCUCAAUCAGAUGGGAGCAGGAAUACUGGGAAACUCCUCCCUCCUUUGUCUUUAUAACUUCUCUCUGCUCACUGGACACAAAUUGAGGCCUACAGACUUGAUUCUCAACCAGCUGGUUUUAGCCAACAACUUGGUUCUUUUCUCUAAAGGAAUCCCAUAGACAAUGGCAGCUUUUGGAUGGAAAUAUUUCCUGGAUGAUGAUGGAUGUAAACUUGUCUUCUAUUUUUACAGAGUGGCCAGAGGAGUUUCCCUCAGCACCACCUGCCUUCUGAGUGGCUUUCAGGUAAUUAAGCUUUGCCCCAGGAUCUCUAGAUGGAUGGAGCAAAGAAUUAGAUCCCAAAACUGCAUUGGCUUCUGCUGUUUCCUCUGCUGGAUCCUGUAUCUGUCGUUAAAUACUUUUAUUGCUAUGAAUGUAACAGGGUCAAAGAGCAAAAACAUGAGUAUGGAGAAAAAUUAUGGAUACUGUUACUCACCCAUUCCAGAUAGAUUUGUAGUCUUACUACAUGCUGUUAUAUUCUCCUCUAUUGAUGUUAUAUGUUUGGUCCUCCUGGUCUGGGCCAGUGGCUCCAUGGUCCUCGUCCUGCACAGACACGAGCAGCAAGUUCAACACAUUCACAGCAACAGCUUCUCCCCCAGAACUUCCCAUGAGGCCAGAGCUACAUGCACCAUCCUGAUCCUGGUGAGUGCCUUUGUAUUUUACUCUCUUUCUUCCAUUUCAGCUCUUUAUAAUGCUCUUAUUGUGAUACCAAGCCAGUGGCUUUUGGACACUUUUGUGUCCCUGGCUUUGUGUUUCCCCACAUUUAGCCUCUUUUUGCUUAUCACCAAUGACAGCCGUUUCUCUCAGUUCUUGUUCGAUUUCUGGAACAGAAGAAAGCAUUUAUAUCUAGAACAUAGUAGUAGUAGCAUCAGAGUCCAUCUAAAUUCAAGAUGA
Messenger RNA from Trichechus manatus latirostris (Florida manatee), 966 nucleotides. Its product is annotated as vomeronasal type-1 receptor 1-like. Gene Ontology annotation, molecular function: pheromone receptor activity. Gene Ontology annotation, cellular component: membrane. The record is from RefSeq and is a predicted model, not a curated record. The transcript has a single exon. Gene Ontology annotation, biological process: G protein-coupled receptor signaling pathway. Lineage: Eukaryota; Metazoa; Chordata; Mammalia; Sirenia; Trichechidae.